GACUCUUUCUACGCAGGCUGGAGGACAGGAGUUGGAUGAUUUGCAAGAGGAACUCUUGGCACUACAGAGGGCCCUGAGAGAGGUGCGUGCCUGCCGCACACAGCCCAGCGAUGAGUGAGACACCAGCCCCCACCCUCAACACUGGAGAUACUUCAGCUGGUCCCACCACACCACGCAAGGGGCCUCCCAAGUUCAAGCAGAGACAGACAAGGCAGUUCAAGAGCAAGCCCCCCAAAAAAGGAGUAAGAGGGUUUGGAGAUGACAUCCCAGGCAUGGAGGGACUGGGCACAGAUAUCACAGUGAUUUGCCCAUGGGAAGCUUUCAGCCAUCUGGAACUGCACGAGUUGGCCCAGUUCGGGAUCAUCUAAGGUGUCAGCAUCUCUACUGGUGUCACCUGGUGACUCUGCAGAUCCUAGCAUGGUCUUCACCACCUUUGACACUUAUUUUUGGCCCUUGCAUCCAUCCACUUAUGGGCAGGGUGGUUUUGUAAGAGCUAGUUAUGAGAAAGUCCUUUGCAGACUAAUUUGGCAAAGAAGUUAUUUGGGGCCCUGAGCAGACCUCAGGCUCCAUGUGAUGAAACAACUGAAAAAUGUCUUAAUGCCUCCCUGUACCAUAUUCUUUCUUCUCUCACUGUCAUAGAUCUUCAAUGUUUAUGGAGAUACAGGGAGGCUGUAUUUGAACUUUUCCCCCAAUUAGCUGAGAUAUUGUGUGCAUGUAUGUCCAGACCUAAUUAUAUCAAACCCAUUUGAUUUCCUUCCUUCCCUUCCUGACAGCUUUCUAUAUAGAAUUUUCAGGGGUAGGUCCCCAUGUUAUUUGGGCCACCAAUUAUUUGCUGAGAGUACAUCUGUAGAGAACAGCAUUAGAGUCACCAGUCCAGACAUUAGGCUAUUUUUCCAUAGGAGACCCUUCCCCAGGGGUUCACCAUAAGGAAUGUGCUGCUAAAAUUUACCUCAUCAGCAAAUGGGGAAAAGGGCUUGCAA
Messenger RNA from Acanthisitta chloris (rifleman), 980 nucleotides. Its product is annotated as retinal cone rhodopsin-sensitive cGMP 3',5'-cyclic phosphodiesterase subunit gamma-like. Gene Ontology annotation, biological process: positive regulation of epidermal growth factor receptor signaling pathway; positive regulation of G protein-coupled receptor signaling pathway; visual perception. Gene Ontology annotation, cellular component: photoreceptor outer segment membrane. The record is from RefSeq and is a predicted model, not a curated record. The transcript has 4 exons. The coding region runs from base 111 to 368 and encodes 85 amino acids. Gene Ontology annotation, molecular function: cGMP binding; 3',5'-cyclic-nucleotide phosphodiesterase activity. NCBI's taxonomy places the organism in Eukaryota, Metazoa, Chordata, Aves, Passeriformes, Acanthisittidae.